This is a messenger RNA of Neltuma alba, 770 nucleotides long. RefSeq names its product protein PIN-LIKES 6-like. The record is from RefSeq and is a predicted model, not a curated record. Lineage: Eukaryota; Viridiplantae; Streptophyta; Magnoliopsida; Fabales; Fabaceae. Gene Ontology annotation, cellular component: membrane. Gene Ontology annotation, biological process: endoplasmic reticulum to cytosol auxin transport.
UGUGGUGAUGUAGUUACUUUAUUGUUUUGCUGGAAAUUUCGAGUAUAUGCCUUCUCUCUGGUUCACGUGAAACGCUACGUCAUUCUCAUCUGAAUCUACCUUUCUCGCUGCGACGUCUUCCGUGGCGUUGUUUCAUUCACCUUCUAAAGCUUGUUCUCGGCGCGGGACGCUUGCUCUUCUUUGAGUCGCCUUGACUUAGCUUCCACUCUUCGCCGACUGACAUGGAUACGAUGCGAAGCCUUCUCUCUGCCGCCGUCGAGAGUCAACCAGGAGGACAGUCCCUUCUGGGCUCUAUCAAAAUCGCUGUGCUGCCCAUAGCUAAAGUAUUUACUAUGUGUUUUCUGGGCUUCCUCAUGGCUUCCAAGUAUGUUAACAUUUUGCCUGCUAACGGAAGAAAGCUUCUGAAUGGGCUGGUUUUUUCACUAUUGCUACCCUGCUUGAUAUUUUCUCAACUUGGGCAAGCCGUUACCUUGCAGAAAAUGCUUGAAUGGUGGUUCAUUCCUGUGAACGUUGUUCUGGGUUCCAUAUCAGGCUCGCUGAUUGGUUUAGUUGUGGCCUCAAUUGUCCGUCCUCCAUAUCCUUUCUUCAAAUUCACAAUCAUACAAAUCGGAAUUGGGAACAUUGGGAAUGUGCCACUCGUCCUAAUCUCUGCUUUGUGUAGAGGCCAAUCCAAUCCUUUUGGAGACUCAGACAAAUGUAGCACAGAUGGGACUGCGUAUAUAUCAUUUGGCCAGUGGGUUGGUGCUAUCAUCCUAUACACAUAUGUAUUU